Leishmania mexicana MHOM/GT/2001/U1103 is the source of this 3786-nucleotide messenger RNA. Its product is annotated as putative helicase-like protein. Lineage: Eukaryota; Euglenozoa; Kinetoplastea; Trypanosomatida; Trypanosomatidae. The coding region runs from base 1 to 3786 and encodes 1261 amino acids. The transcript has a single exon. Gene Ontology annotation, cellular component: nucleus. The record is from RefSeq and is a predicted model, not a curated record. Gene Ontology annotation, molecular function: ATP hydrolysis activity; ATP-dependent chromatin remodeler activity; ATP binding.
AUGGAGGACGUCCUUUUUGGGCUGGCGCCACCAAAGCCGCGCUCGACACCGCAGCCACAGUCGUCACAGCAGCAGCCCUUCUCGUCAUCCCCUCUCACCAAUGGCGUCAGUGGCGGGACCUUCGUGAAGACAGAGGAUGAGGCCGAGGCAGGGAUGAAGGAGUCCGUCGCUGCGCAGCGCUGUGUGCCUGGAAGAGAGCCUGGUGCCGAUCAGGACGAGGAGGCGGUCCUUUACGCCGGUGGCUCUCCGUGUGCAAUGCCAGCGAUGCAGUCAACGCCACCGCCUCGCACCUUGGCUGAGCUGCGCAGUAUGACCUCCUCGGACGUGCGAGAGGAGUUGGAGCGUUUCUUCGUGCGCAAAGACGCUCAUGCGAAGCACUUCAAGUCCGUCGCAGCCGCGCUGCUUGGCGCGACCGCCGCCGUACACAAGGCCGGUGCAACAAAGGAAACAUGCGCGGCAGCGGCAGGCGCGACUCCUGCGCAAGGGUGCACCUCCUCCACUUCACGGCCAACGCAAGAAGAACUACUAGCGCGUGACCGGUGCCGCCGACUCGUUAAUGUGAGCAACUGGGACGCUGCAGUUGGCGGCUACAGCCAGUGGGAUGUGCUGCUGCCCUCGGCGCUGCUGCACGACGGCGUCAUGGCCCCUACCGACGCCACAGCAGGACAGGCUGCACCUGCGACGGCGGUGUCUUCGAGACGGCAAGGCGCGUCCUCCACCGUCGCAACGUCGCGCGCUCGUCGCACGCUGCGCCCACAUCAAGUUGAAGGCAUUCGAUUCCUGUGGAGUGUGCUGGCGGAGGGGCCUGUGGGGCAGGUGCCCGCCCUGGGGUGCAUUCUCGCCCACACGAUGGGGCUCGGAAAGACAGCACAGGUCAUCGUGUUCCUACAUCUCUUCAUGGCCACCUUCCCGCGACGUCAAGAAAAGGCCGCAUCGUCGUCGUCGUCGCUGCGCCGAGCACGCGCGCUUAUCGCGAUCCCCAAGUCGACUCAGUCAGGAUGGAAACAUGAGUUUCGCACGUGGUCCGCCUGCUUUCCGGAGGAGCACCGCUUGCGCCCCAUCUCCCUUGACGAAGGGCUGCCCGCGCGCCAGCGACUCGACGUGUUUUAUGCGUGGCGCCGCGACGGUGGUGUGCUGCUGAUCGGCUACGAGGCCCUCGUGCGUCUCCUGGGGCUUGUGGAAGAGGACAGUAUGCUGCGGCCUCACUCGGGUGUGGACGACGGCGCCACAGGUGUCGAGGGAGAUACCGGCAGAAACGGUGCCGCUCAGCCAACAGCCCACGCUUUUCAUUUGGCGAAUCACGCAACGACGGCGUCGCCGCAGCAGCGCCGCAACGAGCUGCGAGCGCGCCGCAACGACGAAGGCGGCAUGGCCUUCGGUGGCGACGCCGACCCCUUCACCGAGCUCGUCGUGUGCGACGAGGCCCACCGGCUCAAGUCUGUACACCUGCACGUCGUCACGGCACUCCGCGGCCUCCACCCGCUGCGCCGCCUCCUCCUCACAGGCACGCCGCUUCAGAACCACCUGCAGGAGUACUGGGCCAUGAUGGACUUCUGCGUCCACAAGUACUUCAGCCGCAAGCGCUUCCAGGAGUACUUCAUACAGCCCAUCGAGGCCUCGGCGAACACGCGCGCCUCGGAGAAGGAGGUGGACUUGGCGCGCAAGAAGACCUUCACGCUGAUCAACGAGGUGCGCCACUUUGUGCAGCGCGUCGACGGCACCCCUUUACGCACGGAGCUGCCACCGCUGCACGAGUACAUCGUCGUCGUGCCCCUGUCGCCUCUACAGAAGGGGCUGUAUCUGCGCUUCAUCCAGAUCGUCCAGCACGACGGCAGCCAGAAGGUGCAGUUCUUGCCAGCCGUCUCCUACUCGGGCAAGAUCGCGGCGCACCCACAGCUGCUGUUCCAGAUGCGCCAACACCUGCAGGAGGCAAAGGACAAGGCGACGGCAUCAUCGGCACAGGGUGUGGGAGCAGGUGGGCCUGGCGCUCAACACCUUGCACGCGGCCGCCACGUGACAGGCACCAAGCGCAGCAGCAACGGCGGUAGCAACUAUCGGGAUGCCUCUACAACGGUCCGCGGCUUGUGGCACCCGCAGCAGCGGCGUCAGCGUCAAGAGCCGGAGAAGCAGCUGAUGGAGGGCACGGCCAACGGUGCUGUGGGUGAUGACGAGGACGACACGCGCGUUGGAGAAGAGCAACAAGCAGUCGUGAUCAUCGACUCCGAUGCAGACUCGACCUCCAGCACCAGCAGCGACGACGGCGAUGACGAGGAGCACGCGUUUGCCCGUGCAACGCAGCAGUCAUUCUCCAGCGUCUACCCUGUUGCCUCGUUCACCUACGAGGAGCUGUGCGUGCCACCCUCGCUGAACUACACCCCGCUCCUGGAGGACGGCGUGAAGCUGCUGGUCGCUAUUAAGCUGGUCGCGGCGGCCAUGGCGCGGGAUGAGAAGGUUCUCCUGUUCAGUCUUUCCACGCAGCUUCUCACGUUCCUAGAGCACAUGAUCGCGAAGGUAAACAUCGAGUGGCGCAGGCCGGUCGCGGCGUCACAGCGGCAGCCGCACCCGCAGUUGCCACGGCCGAUCCGCUAUUGCCGCCUGGACGGUAGCCAUAGCGCGGCGCAGCGGGCGGCGAUGCUCGAGGACUUCGACCGGUCUCACGGCCCGGACCUCUUCCUGUUGAGCACUAAAGCUGGCGGCGUCGGCAUCACCGUCACGGCCGCCACGCGCGUCAUCCUCGUUGACACGAGCUUCAACCCAGCUGACGAUCAGCAGGCGAUCGGCCGCGCGUACCGAUACGGGCAGACCCGUCCCGUAUAUGUGUACCGGCUCAUGUGCUACCCGACGCUGGAGUACAGCAUCUUUGUGCAGAAGCUGGCUAAGGAGUGGCUGUUCAAGACGGUGAUCGAGGAGUCGUCGGUGAAGCGCGAUGGGCUGUCCGGCAUGCACCUCCGCGAGCUCUUCUCCCUCCUCACAAAGGCGGCGAAGGUUCUGGAGAAGCCGCCGUCCGCGACGCGCGCGCAGAUGCAGUCGACGGAGGAGGUGUUGCGCGAGGAUCCGAUGCUCCGUGUCGCGCAGGCAGAGCUGCUCUACGCGCAGCGGUACGAGAUGUUUCUUGAGCACGACAUGGACGACCGGUACGGCGCUGCUGAGGAGGCCUUCUACCACGACUACUGUCGAAGCCGGUUGUUUGACACGGUCGACGACGAGGACGCCGAGAAGCGGCGUGCGGCGGAGCUGCAGAAGCGGCGGCAGCAGCGGAUUGACGAGGCGGCCCAGCUGCAGGUGCAGUCAAAGACGCUCACGGCAAUGGUGGACAGCCUCAUCCAGUCAAGGGCCGGGACAGACUCGCAGUUGGCGCGCCUUCUCACCGCAAUGGGUCUGCACGUGGACCCCGUCACAGGCCGCGUACAGCUGAGGAGGGAUGGCGCGGAGACGAUGAACUCCAGCGGCAACCGUGAUGACCGGCGCCACGCGGCGGCCCCUCUGCUACUUGAAGAGAGCGGGGAACGCUUUGCCCCGUUGCCUGUGCAGCUCAUCGGCGGCGCAGGCACCUACCCCGUACACAGUACCCCGCAAACGGCAGUGCUGCUACUGGAUUCCGAUGAGGACUCACGCGGCGUCCUCACACAGCGGCACGCAUGCGAAGAGCACACCGGCGCCGCCCUUUCCGCGACAGCGAGCGCCGAGCGCAUAUCCGCCACUUUCGCGCGUCAACCAUACGCGCCCUACCGCCCCGGUAGCUCCCCUGCGUACGCUGUCGACAUCGACAACGACGGAUCGAUGUAG